Molecule: messenger RNA, 2012 nt
Organism: Populus trichocarpa (black cottonwood)
Lineage: Eukaryota; Viridiplantae; Streptophyta; Magnoliopsida; Malpighiales; Salicaceae
Product: mediator of RNA polymerase II transcription subunit 30
Exons: 3
Coding region: 179-739 (186 amino acids)
Cellular component (GO): mediator complex
Source: RefSeq, a predicted model, not a curated record
UUUUUCCAAUUUUCUUUCUGACAAAAUAGAAAGCAGAGAGAGAGAGAUGAUUUUUAUUUGUAUAGGGUUUUGUUCCAAAAACAUUUUAAUCUCUCAAACCCCAUGUUUGGUUUCUAAGAAAAAACGAUAGACAAAACGAAAAAAGAUCUCAUCUUUUUUUUCCUCGAACAAACGGAAAAUGGAAUAUAAUUCAAAUCCCAUUUCACCAGCAACACCACAACACUCAAAAACAACACAAGAACUAGCAAUAGAAGGCCAAAAACAUCUAGAAGAAACAAUCCAAGCUGGUUACCAAAUCCUUUCUUCUAUGAACGAUGAGCUUUGCAACCCCACUUUAUGGUCCACCACCUCCACUGCUACAACUGCUGUGACUUCACCCAUUACUUCUAAAAAUGCCCAAAACGGUGCCGUCGUCAUUACUGUCAAUGGUGAUGCUAAUGCUGCUGUAUCUGAUUCCACUCAUGAGUUGAGUGGUGGUGGUGGUGGUGUGGGUAAUGGAGCUCUUGAUGAAGCUCGGUUUCGGUAUAAGAAUUCGGUUGCUGCUCUUCGUGAUGUUCUUGCGGCAAUUCCUAAUUCUCACAAGGCAAAACCUUUUGAAACGAGUUCUCCAGCAGAUGAAGCUGAGAUUAAGAAGUUGGAAGAGCGAGCCUCCAGCCUAAGAAAGGUAAUUUGCGGAACUUGCAAAGAAGAACACAUAUGUCAAGCUACUCAUAGAUCAAUUACGAGAGAUCAUUACUGACAUAUCUACAUGGCAGACUCCUUGUUCUGUCUGAAGUUCGUUCAGAAAUCAUUAUUUUGAAAGGGGAUGCCUGAGAAUAAAGGACUGAGUCUUUGUGAGGUGAUGGUGUCUAUCUUGACAUUUUCUUUCCUUGCGACACUGAUAUACAUUAACUGUAGAUCUCUAGAGCUAGAUAGUAAGAAGGCGAUUCUGGGUUAGCAGAAAUUAGUAAAACCAAAGAGAUUUUGAACAAGAGAGCAUGGGUUGUAUAUCUUGACGGAAAUUUCUGGUACAAGCAACUUUGAUUGUUUUUUCAUACGCAAUGACAUUCCCUGUUUGAUCACUACAUGAAGUGAUUUCAGACAUUGUUAUUUUUAAUUUGUAAUGUCUGGUUUUUGUUCGCUUUGAACCCCUUAGGAAAUUGUAGCUGCAUCUCAUGAAAUAAACAAUUUAAUUCCUCCACAUAGUGGCCUUACAAUAUAAAUAAAAUACUAUCCCCAACAUGUUUUAAAUCAGAUUACCAAGAAGUUAAUUUGAAGUUGCUUUUUUUGAAAGCACACUCUAGCUGUAAUGCUUUGUUAACAGAUGCAAGGGUCUCCUGUGCAUAUGCUUGUGGUAGCCUGCUCUCUCCUUACCCAAAGUUUUACCUUUUGGAGGUAAUUUAAUGUUAGGUUUCUUACCUAUUGUUUUACCCUUUGGAGGUCAUUUAAUGUUAGGUUUCUCAUCCAACUAAGUCUGUAACAGAGCCAUGAUACGUAAUCAGGUCAAACAUUGUAUCAAGGCAAGGUGACCUUCCUAGAAACUGGAGGGCAUAUACAGGUAAAUUUAAUUUCUCUGUAAAAGCCUGUUUAUUGCACUGUUUGAGCAAACACCUUACAAGUGUUUCAAGUUUCUUUGGCAGCGUCAUUGAUGGCAUAUUUAAAGAGAAAUCGUUGAUGGACCUUUUUAGCAGAAAAUGUUGAUUCUCUUAUAAGCAACUGAUGUUGAAGAACAUCCACAUGUCCUGCGUGUAGGACAGGAAGGCCGUGUAUUGUGGCCUUGCAAUCCUUUUUCUCGCAGAAAAUUUGAUUCGUCAUGUUUGCCUAUCCUUGUCUGCUAGCUACCGUCAGUACAGACCAAACAGAACGAGGUCCCUUCUGCAUUUAAAUGUGGGACUGAUCUUUGCAUCUGUAUUGAUAUUGAAUGCCAACCAAAUUUUGGGUAAAAAAUAAAGGAGGUCGUGUUUGGUUAAAGAUUGCGCUCAGACUGCAAGCUGAGCUGACAUUCAUCACGUAUAUUUAUUUUCCAUUUACUA